AAAGGGCAACGGUGUAGUGUUGUCGGUAAACUUUUUGCAACUCUGAAGAAACAUGAAGCUGAAGGUCAAUUGAUUGUUGUCAAAUCCUCUAAAACAUGCAGUCUCUGCUUCUAUGAUGAUAUGCAAAUUGUUAAUACUCCUGGAUUCGAGGGUACCGGUGUUCUUCAUUGCAAGCAAUGUCUAAAGCUAUGGCAGAGAGACGUUAACGCUGCUAUCAAUAGGAUGACCCUAUCUCGAGCAGUUUGGUCUGGAGCGGUAAGACCUGACGCUUUCAAGCCAGCGAAGAAGAAGAAAGUAUCGCCGUAAUAAACACGGUUUUACUUAUAUUUUAAGGAUUUAGAUCAUUACAGGUGAGGAAUAGUACGGCUUUUUUUGUUUGUUUUGUUUCGCACUACUGACAAGUUUUUG
Messenger RNA from Mycotypha africana, 408 nucleotides. RefSeq lists its product as uncharacterized. Bases 121 to 306 code for a protein of 61 amino acids. The record is from RefSeq and is a predicted model, not a curated record. The transcript has a single exon. Lineage: Eukaryota; Fungi; Mucoromycota; Mucoromycetes; Mucorales; Mycotyphaceae.